CUGGACAAACCCUUCUACAACGACUUCGAGCGCGGCGCGGUGAGUGCCCGCACAGCCCCGGCUCAGCCGGUAGUGCCCGUCCCGCUGCUGUCGAGCUGAGGGUGGGAAUCGGGGCGGGCGGGCCGGGGUUCGGAGCUCUCUAUCGCUCUAUCGCAGCCUUAAGUGAUAGCUGGAAAUCAGCGCGACUGUGCAGGCGUAGGGCUGGGCUGUUGCUGGGCUGUCAGCGGGGCUGCUCGGGUUCACCCCGACGCGUGCACUGUGCUGGGCUCCGGCCGUCCAGCAGCCAUCUCUUGUACUCCGAGUACCCUUUUGGUAUGGUGUUCAUUUGUUUAUUGUCCGACUUCAAAAUAAUAGACUCGGAUUUUUUAUUUUUUUAAUGUGUAUUUCAUUUGUAGCCCUAACGCACAGCUUCUGAGAGAUCUAAGGAGAUCUGAGGGACUUUAAAAGUUUUUUAAAAGCACCCUUAACGCGCUUUGGAGAUGAGCCCCACCACUGCAUACAAGUUUGUCCCUCCGUCACAGUACUGCCUUGCCCAUAGGUAUACUUUCACCCACGGGGUGCACAGCCCGAGCCAGCUGUCCAGCAUUCCUUGAUUGGGCACCUCAGAUAUGGUUCACAGAUGACAGCAUUUUAAGUUAGUGUUGAUGGUGUGUGCAGAUACGGCCCCCAAAUAUGUGUGGAUAAACAUCCUGAGAAAAGCAAAUUCAGAGGUGUGGGUACCUCCCUGUUGCUGCCGUUGAAAUUACUUUCUUUCACCAUUAAGCAUUCGUUGCAUAGAGAUCUUGUUCCCCCUGAUGUCCCGAAAGGGCAUAGACUCCUUCUUCUUUGUAGAAUCAUCGAAUGGCUUAAGUUGGAAGGGACCUUAAAGAUUAUCAAGCUCCUACCCCCCUCUUCUUAUUUUAAAUGGUGAAUAUAAGCAAAGCUUAACAACGUUAAUGACAGUGAUGGAAGAAAACCUCAGGGUGUUCUGCACACUCGGAAUGAGGCUGUGCUCCUAGGAGGACUGGGCUUGGCUCUGGAUUUCCAGUGCCUGGGCACCCUGCUCCCAUCCUCAGGCGCAAAUGGGGGUCCAGGAGUGCUGGGCUCUGCUGGGUGACGGUGAGAGGAGCCGGGCUUUGUGCAGUGCAGCAGCCCUGCAGCAGGCAGUAUGUGCACCUGCAAGCACAUACGUUCUCCUUAGGAAUGCAGCUUCUAGGUGGGUUUGAAAGUCUCUACCUUUAUGAAUAGCUUGCCUAACAUUCUAUACAAAAUGUACUGUUAGGUAAGCAAGCUGAGAUAGGGACGAUCUCUUUUUUUUUUUUUCUCUUUUUUGUCAAACUUCUUUCCGGGUGCAGAAGUCCGUGACUAAUCCUGGACUUUUUCUACUAUCCACAUUAUUUCCAUAUGCAGUCCUUCCUUAGUGUGUUCUGUAAGAUGGCUGCCUUACGGGACGCUUGCAGCAUGAUGUGUGAAGCUGUGCUGUUGCAGGCAGUGUUUCCUUGGGCAGUGCAGUGCAUUCCUCCAGGUGCCUGUUCAGGUAACACUGUGCCCAGAACACCAUGAGUCUCAUUGAUAUGCCAUGCAAAGAAAGAAGAAAAGUGAAUUAAAAAUAGAGAUAUGGAACAAAAAGUGAACAAGCAAACCAUACUGAAGUGCACUGUGAGACUUUCAGGUUGGUUGCUUUGUAAAAUGUGACAGUUGAAACCAGUUCUGCCUCUGGCAUUUCGGUAGCAUCCCUAUAGUUUUCUUUUUCUUCCAAAUAAUUAAAAUGUGAUGACAUUUGAAAAAUAAUAAUAAUAAUAAAGCACUUUUAUCACAGAUAACCAGAAUUCCACAGUACUAUCUUGUAAGGCUUUGUCACUUCCCAGUUUCUUUACUAAAUGUUGGGCCGGUCUCAGUAGUGCCAUUAUCCUGAAUGAAUGGCUUCAUUUGAAUGAAUGCAGAUGGUGAGUUUUCCUAGAUAUGUUGGAUGAGGGCUCCAACCAGCUCUGAGCAUAUCUGCGUGCCAAAUGCUGAUAGAAGGGAAGGGAUGUGGGAAAACCAGAAGGAGCUUUCAUAAUGGCAGUGUACUUUUAGUUUCAGUCUGACUUAUUCCAAGCACUGGACAUGGGUAGUUUAGAAAGCUGGAGCUGCUUUUCUUCACUCACUGUCUUUUGAGUUGACUCCUACGAUGUGACGGUGGAAGAAGACCUUGGAGAAAUUCAGCUAAUAAAAAUUGAGAAACGAAAAUAUUGGUACCAAGAUGACUGGUACCUUAAGCACGUCACUGUCAAAACACCACUGGGUGAUUAUCUUGAAUUCCCAUGUUACCGCUGGAUUACAGAUGAAAAAGAGGUUGUCCUUCGAGAUGGAAGAGCAAAGCUCCCCCGAGAUGACAAGACCCAGAUACUCAAGCAGCACAGGCGCAAAGAGCUUGAGAAUCGUCAAAAAAUGUACCGCUGGAAGGAGUGGCACCCUGGCUUUCCGUUGAGCAUUGAUGCCCAUUGUCACAGUGAACUGCCCCGUGACAUCCAGUUUGACAACGAGAAAGGAAUCGACUUCAUUCUGAACUACUCCAAAGCGAUGGAGAAUCUCUAUAUCAACCGUUUUAUGCACAUGUUCCAGUCUUCCUGGAGUGACUUUGCAGAUUUUGAGAAGAUCUUUGUGAGAAUCAGUAACACAAUCUCUGAGUAUGUGAUGCAGCACUGGAAAGAAGAUUUCAUGUUUGGCUACCAGUUCCUGAAUGGCUGCAAUCCUGUGCUGAUCCGGCGAUGCACGGAGAUUCCCAAGAAGUUGCCAGUGACCAUGGAUAUGGUAGAAUGCAGCCUGGAGAGGAACCUGACCCUGGAGGAAGAAGUGAAGCAAGGAAACAUUUUCAUUGUGGACUAUGAACUGUUAGAUGGCGUGGAUGCCAAUAAGACAGACCCAUGCACGAUACAGUACUUGGCUGCACCCAUCUGUUUGCUGUACAAGAAUCUGGAGAAUAAAAUAGUACCCAUUGCAAUCCAGCUUGGUCAAAAGCCUGGGCCAGAAAAUCCCAUAUUCCUUCCUUCAGAUGCCACCUAUGACUGGCUGCUGGCCAAAAUCUGGGUUCGCUCAUCUGAUUUCCACAUCCACCAGACGGUGACCCAUCUCUUACGGACACACCUAGUCUCAGAGGUGUUCAGCAUUGCCAUGUUCCGGCAGCUGCCUGCUGUACAUCCCCUCUUUAAGCUGUUGGUGCCACACAUGCGGUUCACAAUAGCCAUCAACACCAAAGCUCGAGAACAGCUCAUCUGUGAAUGUGGCCUUUUUGACAAGGCAAAUGCUACAGGUGGAGGAGGACACGUACAAAUGGUUCAGAAAGCAAUGAAGGACCUGACCUACAGCUCACUCUGCUUCCCUGAAGAUAUCAAAGCUAAGGGGAUGGACAGCAAAGAGGAUAUCCCCUACUACUAUUACCGAGAUGAUGGCAUUAGAGUUUGGGAGGCAAUAAAGAGUUUUGCAGAGGAUGUGAUUCAAAUCUACUAUGAGAGUGACGAGGUGGUGUGUGAAGAUGUGGAACUCCAGGCCUUCGUCAAAGACAUUUACAUGUACGGGAUGAGGGGCAUGAAGUCCUCAGGUUUUCCUAAGGUGAUCAAGACACGGGAGAAACUAGCAGAAUAUCUCACAGUGAUAAUAUUCACCGCAUCAGCCCAGCAUGCAGCUGUGAAUUUUGGCCAGUAUGACUGGUGCUCCUGGAUUCCCAAUGCCCCACCGACAAUGCGCUGCCCUCCUCCGACAGAGAAAGGGACAGUCACCAUCGAGCAGAUUGUGGAGAGUCUGCCAGACAGAGGGCGUUCUUGUUGGCACCUGGGAGCUGUCUGGGCCUUGAGCCAGUUCCAGGACAAUGAACUGUUUCUGGGCAUGUAUCCGGAUGAACAUUUCGUGGAGAAGCCGGUGAAAGAGGCUAUGGCAAAAUUCCGCAAGAAUCUGGAUGAGAUCGUCAGUGCCAUCACCGAGCGCAACAAGAACAAAAAGCUCCCUUACUACUACCUGUCCCCAAACCGCAUUCCCAACAGCGUUGCUGUUUGAGCAAUAAGGAGAGCUCAGAGGAGUAUGAAACCAGUGCAUGUUUCCCUGUUACGUAUGGUUCACAUUAGAGACCUUUCAGAAAUUGGUAAAAUAACAAACACCCUCACUCCGUCAGAGAUGACCCAGACUCUAUUUUGGCUUUCAAAGUACAUUUAACUAUGACAAAUCUUGCACACAGUUUAGCUGGCAACUCCUUAGGUCAAAUUUGUUACAAGCUUAUAUCACCGAGAUUUUUAGAUUAAUCUUAGAAUCAAUACCUGCAUUAGUGUUAGCUUUCCCUUUCCCAGUCAAAAAAAAGAAAUCACAGAAAUCACACUGUUUUCAAGCUGAGUGCUGCCACGCUGUGUGUGAGAAUUGGACGUAACAGUGAAAAGGUACUGAGGGAAGAGGGGUGUCUUCAUAUUCCUCAUUUUGCUCAUUUGAUUCGGUGAGAAUAGUAUCAGGAGCAAUAAACAAGUCACAUCUUUUAAAUCCCUCCAGUUUUUAAUAGGUGAUGCUCAUGACAUGAAUUCGUAGUCUUUAAAGUUUGUGUGUUGUUUAUAAUCUGAUUAAAAAACAUACGUUAAAUAUUUUCACUACAACUUUGAACGCCCCAGUCAGGAUGAAGGCAAAAGCAGGACAUUUUUGUAACACAGACAAGAGUUGUUUUUAUCAUCUUCUUACAGCGAACGCACUUUUCUCAUCUAAAAUGAGAAAAUCUGAUUUAUAAGAGAUGAAUUUUUCUAAUCUAUAAGUACCUAUAUAUUUUCUACAUAAAACUAGUAAGGUUGGUUUCAGCAUCUGCCAGAAGAGUUUUCUGUCACUGAUAUGCAUGGGCAAAUGUUUUGCUUAGCACAGUAAGAAGUAAAGUCUUAGCAGUGGUUAUUCUCUGUUUCAUUGCUGAGAAGGCUGGGUUUUGUGGGCAGCUUCUUUUGUUCUUGGAAGGAAGAAAGGCUACUUUCUUUUAUAGAAAGUUAUGGAGAAAGGUCAAAUGAUGGCUUCUAAGAAGAACCUUUGGAUUUGGCCAAUUAAGCAUAAUCUGUUCCACCUUAGAAACACCCGAGUUAAGUCUGUUGUAUUCAGAGAUGAUUAGGCUCACGUAUCUGGGCUUUGCUGUAAUGUUGAGAGAGUCACGGAGAUAACAAAAGGGAAAAAAAUGAGGUUUGGGAGAUUUAAGAGUAGUUAAAUUAAUAAUACUUUUGGAUUAUUUUUCCCAGAUUUUGUUCCUUGUACUAGUGGUGUAAGCCUGCAGUGUUUGUUUCGUUCUUUGUUUUUUAAAUAGAUGAGAAAGCUGCUUAUGCUAAUAAAACAGAAUGGAACAAGAAAA
Molecule: messenger RNA, 5317 nt
Organism: Gallus gallus (chicken)
Lineage: Eukaryota; Metazoa; Chordata; Aves; Galliformes; Phasianidae
Gene: ALOX5
Product: arachidonate 5-lipoxygenase
Exons: 14
Coding region: 2410-4011 (533 amino acids)
Biological process (GO): lipid oxidation; linoleic acid metabolic process
Cellular component (GO): nuclear envelope
Molecular function (GO): protein binding; arachidonate 5-lipoxygenase activity; iron ion binding
Source: RefSeq, a predicted model, not a curated record